Molecule: messenger RNA, 1077 nt
Organism: Lachancea meyersii CBS 8951
Lineage: Eukaryota; Fungi; Ascomycota; Saccharomycetes; Saccharomycetales; Saccharomycetaceae
Source: the annotation of a GenBank genome assembly
AUGCUGCGCAGAUCUCUACAUAGCUCUGUGGCUAAAAAAAAUGGAGCCAAAAUCUGGUCAGACUUCUCGAAUAGACAGGCAGCACUUUCCAUUCCAAGUGCGAAAGUGAAGUCGUAUAUUCUGGACGGUACAGUACAACAAGGGCCACCAUCAUUAAAAAGAAGAUCCAAUCGGAUAAAAUACCAGUCUCCGGAAAAAAUUGAAGAAACAUUCAAAAUAUGCUAUGAGUUUUUGGAAUCUCGGUCUGCCUCGAAGUACGCAGCUUUAGUAAAGGAAGAGGACGCCUCGAAACGCCUAGAGCUGGCCGUCGAUGCCGAACGUUACAAUCCAGAAGUGCUGUACAAUUUUCAGUACAAUGCAAAAGUAGAAAACGACCCUAGGAUCAUCGACUACAAUGUGCCAGUAUAUAGACAUCUGGGCCGUGAACAUUGGAAAUCAUACAAUCAGAUGCUAUUGAUGCAGAGACUGGAAACACUUGCGGUUAUUCCAGAUACGUUGCCAACCCUGGUGCCCAAAGCCGAAAUCAAUCUGAAAUUCCCAUUUUCAACUGGACUGAACAAAUGGGUCGAACCCGGCGAGAUUUUGUCGUCUAACGUCACCAGUCUACCUCCACUGAUCAAAAUCCAGGAGUACGACGACAUUGACCCCACAAGCCAGCUAUACACUGUCCUUAUAGUGAACCCGGAUGAACCCGACUUGGAAAAGGACUCUUUCAAGACAACUCUACAAUACGGUCUGGUUAACUUAAAACUGGGCUUUAACGAUAAUGCUGUAGAUGCGAGAAAGUUCACUCAAGAGAACGUCAUUGCGGAGUACAUGCCACCUGUUCCCGAGAAAAACGCCGGUACCCAAAGAUUUGCCGUGUGGGUGUUCAGACAACCAGAGUCGACCGAGUUGUCGCUUGAGAACAAAGUCAACAGGGAUGAUUUCGAUCUGCGCCAGUUUGUGGGCAGCAACAGACUAAAAGCUGUUGGUGCGCAUCUGUGGAGAAGCCAAUGGGAUAGCAACGUGAGCACCGUUAGGGCCAAGUACGGUAUGCCAGAGGGCCGGGUGUUCCACCGGGUGAGAAGAGCGUAA